GAGGGAAAGAGGGAGAGCUAGAGAGAGUGCGUGAGAGAGAGGAGAGAGGGAGCGAGAGAGGUGAAGAGAGAGAUCAGGAGAAAUUGAAUACAUGUAGAACACAUAUAUUUAUACAGAUAUAUAUUUUCACAGCGUGCGUGUCUGUGUGCGUGUGCGCGCGCGUGUGUGGCGGCGGCGGUGUUUGUGGCGAGGGACACCCGCAAAACGGAUACCUCAAAAAGCAAGGAUGUGAAAAAGGAUGGAGGGACGCAGGAAGAGAGGGGGGAAAGGCUGGUGAAAUUCAGCACCCUCCCUAAGUGCAUUACAUAUCCGCCUCCCCCCCUCGGCAGGUUGCCAUGGUCGCCAUACCUACUCUCUCUCUCCUAUUGGUCCUGGCAGAGUGGGCAGGUCUGGUGGACGCAUCCCCCCACCUCCUGCUCCGGCCAAGCCCACGGGAACGUGAUGCAGGGGCCAUGAUGAACUUCAACAUUGCCGUGAUCCACGCCGGUGCCACAGUGCAGGCGGAAGCGGCGGUUGCAGGGCCUGGGGGAAGGGUGCUCUACCCUGGCUUCGGACGGGUCUACGGCUCCCUCGGGGAGAGCGUGGUCACCCAGUGGGGCUCUGCCAACGUCAUCUGGCUUCAGGUGAAUGACAGCAGCCCUAAAACGGUGCUGUCCCAGCUGUGUGAUCUGUUAGCGGCGAGGCCCCUGCAGGGUCUGGUCUAUGAAGAGGAGAGGCCCCCUCCUACAGCUUGGGGUCCCUUGGCCCCUAUGCUGGAGUUUGUGUCUGCACAAACAGGACUGCCUAUAGUGGCUGUAGGCGGGGGAGCAGGACUGGGGAGGAUGCCACAGGAAUCAGGUUCCAUCUUUCUCCAGUUCAGUUCCUCCACUGCGCUACAGUUAGAGGUCAUCUUCGAGGUACUGGAGGAGUACGACUGGACCGCCUUUUCUGUGGUGUCCACUCGCCACCAUGGUUACCAGGACUUCUUGUCCGUGGUGGAGGGCCUUACGGAUGGCUCGUUCAUCGGCUGGGAGAAGAAGAGUGUUGUGAUCCUGAACGUGACCGAUGACCCAGGGGGGGCACGCACUCGCAGGCUGCUGAAGGAGAACGAGGCGCAGGUGCGUCUACUGUACUGCUCUCAGGAGGAGGCCGAGCUGGUCUUCCGUGCUGCCUGGGCCGCUGGUCAGGCUGGGGCCUCUCAUAUGUGGUUCGCAGUAGGCUCUGCACUCUCAGGUUUGGGCAUGGAGAGCCUGCCUCGGGCAUUAUUCGCAGUACGGCCCCAGGGCUGGAGGGACGAGCCUCGCCGAAGGAUCGCUCGGGGUGUGUCUGUGCUCACUCAUGGGGCAGUGGCAAUGCGGAAGGAAUAUGGAAGCACCGGCGGGCCAAACUUUGUCACUACUUGCAUGACAGAUGCAAAUCAGACACAGAGACUGCGAAGCAGGAUGAGGUAUUUCAGCAACAUAACACUGGGUGGUCGAGACUACUCCUUCAAUAGUGACGGUUACCUGGCCAACCCAUUCCUGGACGUCAUCUCGUGGACACCUGGCAGAGGAUGGGAAGAUGUAGGCUGGUGGGAGAAUGGUGUGCUGAGGCUUCGUUACCCAGCAUGGUCCCGCUAUGGGCCCUUCCUGAAGCCACCUGACGAUGCCCAGCACCUACGCGUCGUAACACUGGAGGAAAGGCCAUUUGUCAUUGUGGAGCUUGCAGAUGCUGCUUCAGGAACUUGCAUCCGAGACUCUGUUCCCUGCAGACGACCCCUCAAUGCCAGUGCUAUUCAUGAGGGUUUGGCUCCUCUAAAGCAGUGCUGCAAAGGUUUCUGCAUUGACAUCCUAAAGCGCCUAGCUAAGAUUGUUGGUUUUACCUAUGACCUCUACUUGGUGACCAAUGGGAAGCAUGGGAAGAAAAUCGAUGGCGUUUGGAAUGGCAUGAUUGGAGAGGUGGUGUACAAGCGGGCGGACAUGGCCAUCGGCUCACUGACUAUCAAUGAAGAGAGGUCCGAGGUUGUGGAUUUCUCUGUUCCCUUUGUGGAAACAGGGAUCAGUGUCAUGGUCUCCCGUAGCAAUGGAACUGUUUCACCAUCAGCUUUCUUAGAGCCUUACAGUCCAGCAGUGUGGGUGAUGAUGUUCGUCAUGUGCCUCACUGUCGUGGCAGUGACUGUCUUUAUUUUUGAAUUUUUCAGCCCUGUGGGCUAUAAUCGCAGUCUGCAGACAGGAAAAAAGGCUGGAGGGUCCACUUUCACCAUUGGAAAAUCUGUAUGGCUUUUAUGGGCCAUUGUUUUUAACAACUCUGUACCAGUGGAAAACCCAAGAGGAACCACAAGCAAGAUCAUGGUGCUGAUUUGGGCCUUCUUUGCGGUCAUUUUUCUGGCCUCCUACACUGCUAACCUGGCUGCCUUCAUGAUCCAGGAGGAGUACAUCGACACAGUUUCAGGUCUCUCGGACAAGAAGUUUCAGCAUCCAGAGGAGCAGUACCCACCUCUGAAGUUUGGCACAGUGCCCAACGGGAGCACAGAGAAAAACAUUCGCUCAAACUAUCCAGACAUGCACCAGUACAUGGGAAAAUACAACCAGAGGGGGGUGGAGGACGCCAUCCUGAACCUAAAGACAGGGAAGCUGGAUGCUUUUAUUUAUGAUGCUGCAGUGUUAAAUUAUAUGGCCAGGAAGGACGAAGGAUGUAAGGUGAUGACCAUAGGCUCGGGGAAGGUUUUUGCCACCACAGGCUACGGUAUCGCCCUGCACAAAAACUCACGUUGGAAACGUCCUCUUGAUCUGGCCCUGCUGCAGCUAGUUGGAGAUGAUGAGAUUGAAAUGCUGGAGCGCCUCUGGCUAUCAGGUAUCUGCCACAAUGACAAAAUUGAGGUGAUGAGCAGUAAACUGGACAUUGACAACAUGGCUGGGGUCUUCUACAUGUUGCUGGUGGCUAUGGGCCUCAGUUUGCUGGUGUUUGCCUGGGAACAUUUAGUCUAUUGGAAACUCCGCCACUGCAUGGCAACUAGUUCCGGCAAAUUGGACUUUCUCUUAGCAAUAAGCAGGGGCAUGUACAGCUGCUGCAGCUUUGAGGAUGAAACAGCACCAGGUGGCUCUAAAUCUUUGCCUUCACACCACCACACAGCAAUAGUUACUGUUCCAUCACAGCCACAUGUGGUCUCAACUACUGUGACCAACCCAGCAAUUGCAAUGGCGCAACAGCAGCAACAACCACAACAGCAGCAACCACCACCUGUCUUCAAAACACCUCUACCAGGCUCUCCUCCCACUGUGGUGCAUUCUGGGUCAACCCUGGGUUCUUCUAACCCCCCAAUUGCUGGUGCCCCCCUCCCUUGCUCCACUUUCCUGCCCAGGCCAGAUCGCAGGUUAGCAGUAGUGGAUCGGUGGAGGUUGCCUAAAACUGCUACAGCCACCAAUCCGAUGGCUGUAAGAGGGGGCAUCACUGACAUGGGGCCGUUUGCUCAGAAAGUUCCACAAAACUGGACUACAACUGCUGGAGGGAGUGGGGGACUCGAUGGCUAUAAGAGAUAUUAUGGUCCCAUUGACCCUGAGGGACUGGGGUCCUGUAUUGAUCAGCAAGCAGGGUCCCAGACCCCCAAGACUAUGCCAAGGGGCCACCCCCAACCCCCUCCAGCAAGUGUGGCCUUCUAUUCAGAGAAGAGCAUGGACCACGGGGUGGUGAAGAAGGUGGUGGGAGGUGGCGGUGGAAGUCAGGGGAAAGGGCCUGUUAAACCUGUGGGCACCCCAAGGCUGCCUCCUAAGAGUCAGGCCCCUCUGCCUCCUACACCUCCACUGCCACAUCCCUCGCCCCCUCUUCCUUCAUCCUUUUGGAGAAAGCGGAGGCCUAAGAAGCCUAAAGAGCCUGGAGGACCACUGUAUGAGAACAUUUUGCCUCUGAGGCGAAGGGGAGGAGCAAGAGAUGGAAUGAGGGAAGCAGGAGUGAGAAGGACCCGCCCACUUUCUCCUCCACUCUCACUCCCCAUACCAGUUCCACUCAGCCCCUCCUAUACUCCUCCUUCUCCUUCUGCAUCUUUGCACUGUACGUCCUCGUCCUCUACAUCAACCACCUCAACAACGUCAACGUCUUCAUCUGCCUCAUCGUCUCGCUCCACCUCUCCUACCUACUCUUACAGCUCUUCUAGGAGCACACGAGACAGGACUGGCGGAAUAGAAGGAGAGGACGAUGAUGAUGAUGAAGAUCUGACAGAAGAGUCAAGUCUUCUCCUUGGGAGAGGAAGAGAAAGGGAGCGCUCAAUCAUUCGCCCACGUUCCCUAAGCCAUGGCCGUUUGCCACCACCAAUACCCCCAAGGAAACCACGCACAUCAUGGGGUGACAGAGAAAGAGAACGGGAAAGAGAAAGAGGGGGUAGCCAACUGUCUCAACUCCAAGAGUGGUGGGCAAGCUGGAGUGAAAGGGAGAGAAGUGGAGCAGGUGGGGAAACUGAAAGGCAGAAAAGGGAAAAGAAGAGGAGGAAAGAAAAGGAGAAGGAAAAGAAGAAAAAGAAAAAGAACAAAAAGAGGAAAAAGAGAGAGGAGAGGGAAAGAGAAAGGGAGAGAGAGAGGAAGCGAAGGAAGGUAAAAAAGAAGAAGAAAAAGGCAUUAAAAACAAAGAAAAGGAAAAAGUCUAUUGGUGGAAAGCGGUCUGAACCUGAAGAAGGAGAUGUUGAACAAGAGAGGGAGGGAGAAGCUGGGAGAGAAAGAGAUGAAGGAAUACAAGACUAUUCUUCUUUUUCUGCCCAAUAUGGGAGCACGUUUGGAGAAAAAGGAAGAGAUUCAUGGGAAGGUGAGAGAGAAAGAGGCAGAGGGGAAGAUGGCAAUGACAGAGAUGAAGAUGACAGUGGAAGAAGCAGGGAAAGGCAUUCCAAAUCCUCGCAUGCUCAUUCUAGACGGCGAAUUCCUAAUAAACGCUACUCCAACUCCAAUAAGUUCCCUGCCUCUGUUAAAUUUUGGAUGAAUGGAAGAGGAGAUAACAGCGAUGCUACCCCAGUAUCUCUCCACCCACUUCUCCCAUCCUCUAAGAGGCGAAAAAGUGGAGGGAUUGACAGAGAAGAUAACAGCAGAGUUGGGGAGAGGCGUCCCUUGUUGAUGCAUUAUGAAAAAGAAAAAACCCAAACAAGAGAAGGACUGUCUUUCCAUGACUGGGACUCAGAUGAAGAUGAUGAGGAUGACGAUGAUGAUGAGGAAGAGGAAGACAGGGAAAGAGUGAGGGAACGGGGAGAGGACAGAGGAAGGAGGGUUGGUAGAGGGGCUGUCUCUGAGUCUGAGAGAGACAGGGGAAGGGUUGACAGCUACUCAGAUGAGGGUUCCUCAGGGGAAUUUGGUCGUUUUGAAAGAUAUUGGGAAGAAAGUGCAGGAGGCGCUGGCACUGGAAUCGGAGGCAUAGGCGGAGGAGGCUGGUUUUUUGGCACCUAUCCCUCUAGAGAGAAAGGGGGUAGCAUCAAUAGUAGAGAUGAUUCCUUACUGGGAACUCCGGCAGAGGGUUGGAUUGGUACAGAUUUCUGGGGAUCUGGACCAGGUAUUGGAUGGACAUCUGGUGGAGGAAGUGGAGGGCUGGGCUCACAAUGGCCACCAGCCCCGACUGCUUUCCCUCCACCAAGAAGAUAUUGGUCAAUGGACAAAAUUCCUGCAAAGGGAGAAAAAAAGUGGAAGAGUGGAGGUGGAAAGAGAAGAAGACGAAGCAGGGAAAGACUGGAUCAGGCAGGACGGGCAACUCUGUGUUCCUGUAGUCUUUACCCCCAACCGCAUCCUUAUCCACAUCCCCAUGGACAGUCACACACCUCUAACUCCAAGAGAAGACCCUCAACACUUUCCCAUAGCCAAGAAGAGCUUCUUCCCCACUGCCACAGCUUCAGUGGGGGUUCUCGUCCGAAACCUUUGCCUCCCAAGCCAGAUUCCAGUCAAGCCAAAUCAGGCAGCCAGUCUAACCUCAGCCUCAACACACAGCCUACAGACCAUAUGCCACAGCCCUUGCCGUCACCACCACAACAGCCAUCCCUGUCACCCACCUCACUCCCCAUGCCCAUUGCACCUCCACCCUCCUCAGCCUCUGUGUCACCACCAGCAGGGGUAGGGAUGGCAGGUCAGGCUCAGGCAUCAGCCAGUGCCAAACUCCAAUACCAGAGACUGCGCUCUGUGCCUCAGCCACAGAGAUUUUACUCUCCCCAUCUACCACUCAAAGCCAAGAGCCUGUGCUCACGUCGAGGAUCAGCCCACUUUUCUAGUCUGGAGAGCGAGGUAUGACAGGGGGAGACGAGAGAGGGAGACGUGGGAAC
Molecule: messenger RNA, 6238 nt
Organism: Cyprinodon tularosa
Lineage: Eukaryota; Metazoa; Chordata; Actinopteri; Cyprinodontiformes; Cyprinodontidae
Gene: grin2db
Product: glutamate receptor ionotropic, NMDA 2D
Exons: 16
Coding region: 336-6206 (1956 amino acids)
Biological process (GO): synaptic transmission, glutamatergic; excitatory postsynaptic potential; long-term synaptic potentiation
Cellular component (GO): postsynaptic density membrane; NMDA selective glutamate receptor complex; postsynaptic membrane
Molecular function (GO): transmitter-gated monoatomic ion channel activity involved in regulation of postsynaptic membrane potential; NMDA glutamate receptor activity
Source: RefSeq, a predicted model, not a curated record